Messenger RNA from Panicum virgatum (switchgrass), 513 nucleotides. Its product is annotated as pathogenesis-related protein 1-like. The transcript has a single exon. Gene Ontology annotation, cellular component: extracellular region. NCBI's taxonomy places the organism in Eukaryota, Viridiplantae, Streptophyta, Magnoliopsida, Poales, Poaceae. The record is from RefSeq and is a predicted model, not a curated record. Bases 1 to 513 code for a protein of 170 amino acids.
AUGGCGUCGCCAAAGCUAGCGUGCCUAGCCCUGGCGGCCUUCGCGGCCGUGCUCGCCAUCAUCACGCCGUGUGCGGCGCAGGAGGACUCGCCGCAGGACUUCGUGGACCCGCACAACGCGGCGCGGUCCAACGUCGGCGCGGGCGCCGUGUCCUGGGACGACGCCGUGGCGGCGUACGCGCGGAGCUACGCGGCGCGGCGCCGGAGCUACUGCGCGCUGGUGCACUCCGGCGGGCCCUACGGCGAGAACAUCUUCUGGGGCUCCGGCGGCGGCGCCGGCUGGUCGGCGUCCGACGCCGUGGCGUCGUGGGUGGCCGAGAAGCGGUGGUACGACCACGGCAGCAACAGCUGCUCGGCGCCGGAGGGCCGGUCGUGCGGCCACUACACGCAGGUGGUGUGGCGCGACUCCACCGCCGUCGGCUGCGCCCGCGUCGUCUGCGACAACGGCGGCGGCGUCUUCAUCACCUGCAACUACAACCCGCCGGGCAACGUCGUCGGCCAGAGCCCCUACUAG